AUGGGGCCAUAUCUAAGCUAACCAAAAAAAGAUAAAACAACAACAACAGGAUAAGGAAAGUCUGUUAUAUUUGCUGCCUCAGAAAUGCAAGGCUGGAGGAACACUAUGGAGGAUGCUCAUAUUCAUAAACCUGAUGUUAUACAAGAUGUCUCUAUUUUUGGUGUGUUUGAUGGCCAUGGAGGUAGAGAAGUUGCCUAAUUUGUGGAAAAGCACUUCAUUGAUGAAUUACUUAAAAAUAAAAAUUUUAAGGAACAAAAAUUUGAAGAGGCUCUCAAAGAAACCUUUUUAAAGAUGGACGAAUUGUUAGUAACUCCAGAAGGAUAGAAAGAAUUAAAUUAAUACAAAGCAACUGAUACCGAUGAAUCCUAUGCUGGAUGCACAGCCAAUGUAGCCUUGAUUUAUAAGAAUACUCUGUAUGUUGCCAAUGCUGGUGAUUCAAGAACAGUUUUAUGCAGAAAUAAUGCUAAUUAUGACAUGAGUGUUGAUCAUAAACCAGAUAAUCCUGAAGAGAAAUCCAGAAUUGAGAGAGCAGGUGGUUUCGUUAGUGAUGGUCGUGUUAAUGGUAACCUCAAUUUAUCAAGAGCCUUGGGUGAUUUAGAAUAUAAACGUGAUAGCAAGUUAAGAGUUAAUGAAUAAUUGAUUAUUGCUAUUCCAGACGUCAAGAAAGUCGAAUUAGGACCAUAAGACAAAUUUCUUUUAUUGGGUUGCGAUGGUGUCUUCGAAACUUUGAAUCAUAUGGAUUUAUUAAAAUAAGUCAAUUCCACUUUGGGUUAAGCUUAAGUUACUGAAGAAUUAUUGAGAAAGGCUGCUGAAGAUUUGUUAGAUUAAUUAUUAGCCCCAGAUACAAGUUAAGGAACAGGUUGUGACAAUAUGACUACCAUCCUAGUCUAUUUGAAAAAAUGAAAUAAAUUAUAAAUGCAAAGUUUAUUUAGUAUUAUCCGAUAUUGUUAAUU
Molecule: messenger RNA, 953 nt
Organism: Paramecium tetraurelia
Lineage: Eukaryota; Ciliophora; Oligohymenophorea; Peniculida; Parameciidae
Exons: 5
Biological process (GO): protein dephosphorylation
Molecular function (GO): protein serine/threonine phosphatase activity; cation binding
Source: RefSeq, a predicted model, not a curated record